Pediculus humanus corporis (human body louse) is the source of this 2505-nucleotide messenger RNA. Its product is annotated as ubiquitin-protein ligase BRE1A, putative. Bases 1 to 2505 code for a protein of 834 amino acids. NCBI's taxonomy places the organism in Eukaryota, Metazoa, Arthropoda, Insecta, Psocodea, Pediculidae. The transcript has 8 exons. Gene Ontology annotation, molecular function: protein binding. The record is from RefSeq and is a predicted model, not a curated record.
AUGGUUUUAGAAAGAUCUCAAGAACUAGAGAGCAAAAAUGAAACGGAUUUGACAGUGAGAGCUUUGACAACUGUAAGCAACGGUUUUGCUUUUUCUUGCCGCCCUGGACUCGUACAUUUUUUCGAAAAAAUAUCAAGUCAUAAAUACAAGAAGAGAAACAUAUACGAAAUAACGGAUAAAGAUUUUCGGAAAGUUCAAACCGACUUUAUAAGUUCCGUUCUUCAUAUAGCCAUCAAUAAGACUGAAACCAAAUUGAUGGCGACAACUCGACGUAGCCAACUUUACGAUGUGAAACUAUGGGGACCAGAAAUGGAUAUUGCAGGGAAAGUACCUUUCCGACACUUUGGUAUAUCGUUUCAUACCGGACCGAUCGGAGAUUUGGCCUUGUGCUAUUGGAAACCGAUUUUUAUGACUUUCGGUACGCUAGACAGAACGGUAAGAAUAUGGAACUAUUUGAAACAUGAGAAUGAAAUGACAAACAAUACCAAGAAGAUGUUCACAGCAUAUCGUUACAUCCCACGGGUAAUUGCUCGAUCGAUUAAUCUGAAUUUGAACAACAUAAAAAACAUUGUUUUAUCGCGAUCCAAUUUGAUGAUGUUCGUUUCUGCUGGAACGGGAACGGUUGCAUCAGUGAAAUUUCCUAUUGAGGAACCUCCCGAAAUUAUUCUUCAAAAACUUCACAGUUCGGCUGUGACGCAGAUGGAAUUAAGUCUUGAAGACACCACAUUCAUAAGUUGUUCUCAAUAUGGAGCUAUUUGCAUAUGGGACGUGACCAAUGCAGAAGAUAAAACCAUAGUACUCGACAAAAAUUUUACGUAUUUCAAUGAAAUUCUCAUAAGUAAGACUGAUUUAGAAGAGAAACUUAGUUCCAUUCGAGAUCUCACUCAAAGAACGUACGAAUUGGAAAUGGAGCAUGCAUAUCAAUUGCGUCAUACGGAAACCGUUUACAACGAAAAGGUGAAAGACAUCCAAGACACUUACACUCAAGCUAUAGAAGAGCUCAAGGAAUCUCUCGAAAUACUCGAAACCAAUCAUACAACGGAAUUGUAUAACAUCAGUUCGGAUGUCAACAUAAUAAAAGAAAAACACGAAGCGGAAAUGCUUGAAUUGGAAGCAAAAUAUAAUUCCGAAUUAAUACAAGAAUACGACAAAGUAUUGAAAUUGGAGGAAACGAAAAUAGUUUUGACCAAAGAUUACGAAGAUAAAUUAAAAGUUUUAAAAGAAAGUAAAGAAACCAUAAUAAGCGAUCUGAAAAGAGUCUACGAAUCAAAAUUGUAUAACUUGAACAAAAUGGUUGAAGAGGCCCGUGAUGAUAUAAAUAAAGAACUAAAAGAACACGAAACAAUUAGAGAUCAAAUAGAAGAUGAUAACGAUCGCGAAAUAGAAACGAUUAAAGGGGAAUACGAGAAAAUGUUAAAAGGAGCCAGAGAAUCAAACAUCAGACUGAAAGGAGAAACGGGGGUUUUAAAAAAAAAAAUCAUAAGUUCUCAAAAGGAAACGGAAAUUAUUCAAAUGGAAAUACUUUACGUGACCACCGAUCAAAAUAAAUUGAAACAAAAUAUAAUUGCGCUUGAGAAAGAAAUAUCGGAAUUGAAAAAAGAAAUUAACGAAAGAGAUCUAAGGAUACAAGAUAAAGAAAAAAGAAUAUACGAUUUAAAAAGAAAAGAUCAAGAGUAUGAAAGGUAUAAAUACGUUUUGAAUUAUAGGAUAAAAGAGUUGAAGAAUCAAAUCGAACCAAGAGAUAAAGAGAUAAAAGAAAAAAAAGAGCAAAUAUCCGAGAUGGAGCUCGAACUCGACGAACUUCAAAAAGUGAAUCUUAAACUGGAUGAUGAUUUGACCGGUUUAAGGGAUAAACUAAAUAGCAUUUACAAACUCCUUCAUGUUUAUAAAAGUAAAUAUAAUAAUUCGUUAAUGGUUAUAAAACGGCUGAAAACGGAUAUUUACGAAAUUUCCGCAUGCGUUCAAGACUACAAAGAUUUGAAAGACGGAACAAAAAAACUUUAUUUCAAAUAUAUAACAGAAAAAGAUUUUAAAAAAGCUCGUUUGGGUGAUCAAGAGUGCAUUUUUGAACUACAACGGCAAAAAAAUUACCUGCAAGAUAUUGUGACGUCUCUAGAAAAAGAGCUCAAAGUUAGCAAAUAUGUGAACUACGGAGAAGGAAUGAAUUACAUGGAAAUGAAUUGGAGUUUAAUGGAUGAGAUUUAUAAAAUUAGGAAAAAAUUGAAAUUCGUUCAAACUAGAGUUCAAGACAUGGAAACACUAAUAUUUGUAAAACUCAAUAAAACUUAUUCUCCGAGACAAGUGCAAAAAAUAAUAAAAUCGGCAUUAGAACCUCCAGAAGACGUUCAAGAAAAAUGUCACAUUAACAUGGAAAAUGCAUUGAAAAAAGCAAUUCUAGUCAAAGAAGAAGUGGAUUUGUUGACAAAGAAAGUUAAAAACAUUCAGAAAGCGAUUUUUUCAGAGGCUGCGCCUUUGAAAAAAAGAAAAAUGAGAUUCGAAAUUUAG